Molecule: messenger RNA, 2235 nt
Organism: Penicillium cosmopolitanum
Lineage: Eukaryota; Fungi; Ascomycota; Eurotiomycetes; Eurotiales; Aspergillaceae
Product: ankyrin repeat domain-containing protein
Exons: 1
Coding region: 1-2235 (744 amino acids)
Molecular function (GO): protein binding
Source: RefSeq, a predicted model, not a curated record
AUGGACUGUACCACAGAAGGCAACGGCGAUCUAUACGGUGUUGGCGUCCGAACCGGUCUUUAUCUACAAUGGGCUGCUGGAUUUCUUCUCCGCAACUGGAAUGGAUCCUGGAAAACAAUAUCAGCCGUACGCGUUGUAAAUAAUGCGAUUUGCUAUGCGAUUAUUGUCACCAUGAUCAUUGGACAAGCCAAGGGCUCCGCAUUAUCCCUGGACUUCCUCCUGGUCUACUAUCUCACCAUUGCAUUAUUCUACUCCGAAUCAUACAAUCUCUUGAAAAAGCGCGACGCAGCCGGUAACGAGCAGGGAUAUUUACUACGUCCCGAUUUCCCGCUCGUUGCGCAAAAUUUCCUAUGUGCCCUGAUCAGUGUUUUUGGCGUUUGGUUUUGGAUUCAGGGCGUUUAUCAGGUCGAGUCACCCACAUGUCCAGCAAAGGCAGCUUGCUUAGGUCUUUUCCCGUUGAUGAGUACCCCGUGGCGUCGAUUUGCGGCUGCAAUCAGCGCCAUCACGGGUAUAUUAUUUAUCGCUUUCUUUGUUGUUCACCUAACGGAUCUAUUGCCGGGCCUCAAUAAAGGCCCAGUGAGACGGGUGAACCAAAUUGGGAUACGUUUAGCCCGGAUUUUCCAGUUCGCCUCAGCCCGGAGGAUCGACCUCGAUCCUUCACACUCACGGUAUACGUACCGAAUCAAAACGUCAUCUACCGAAAGCAUUCUACGACCUCAACUCAGCAAAGCACCGACGAAUUUCAGUGGUUUGGUCAAGUUUACCCAUUGGGCUAUCAUCAACCUUCUGGGCCCACUUAUUGCUAUUGUCUCUGUGGAGAGGAUGUUACAGGCAAAUCAUCUCACUACAGAGAGUAUCGCGACUUCAAGCGGUCAAAUGAUUUCCCUAUUCACCGGCAUCGCAAGCAUUUUCGUUGCUGUAGCAGAUAUUGUGAGGGGAUCCUGGGCUCAACAAAGGAAGGAUCUAGCAGAGGAGUUUCUAGAACUCCAGGCCCAUGAGCGAUCCCGACCACUGAACGCAAAGGAAACCCGAACUCUAGUACGCCAACUUUUAGUGAAUGAAGGACAGCGAGACCCGGCAUUCCUAGAAGAAAUCAUUCAGACUUCGGCUUCAGAUAUAAUGAGCAUUCCAAACCCACUGGUGGAAAAUGAUGAACUGGAAUCAUCUCCCGAUACGGCAAGCAAGCUUUCAAAUGCUAUCCGGUUGGGAAAUGAGGAUACGUUUAGGAGAUUACUUGAGGCAAUCGGACCUAACUGUCAUGAUAAAUUGGGCAAACCCCCUCUAUGGUGGGCUGUAGCCUGCCAGCAACCGCAAUUUGUGACCACUCUCCUGGAACGACAUGAUAUCGAGGUCAAUUGUCGAGAUCAUGCAAACCGACAGACUCCAUUGGGGUAUGUAGCGCAGAAAGGGGAUCUAUCGAUGCUCAAGCUACUUCUUUCGCACAAGGACAUCGAAGUAGAUGUCCGAAACAAACAUGGACAGACCCCAUUUCUAGAAGCAGCGGCAAACGGGCAUGUUGAGAUCAUGGAAGAUCUUGCUAAGCAUGGUGCAGACCCAAACUGUCGAGAUCAAAAUGGCUACUCUCCACUGACCUGGGCAGUCCUUUCAGGGCACGAUCCAGUAAUCAAAACACUGCUAGCAAUGAACGAAAUGAACCCAAAUCUCGUCGACGAAAAUGGCCAACAACCUUUAUGCUGGGCAUCCAAGAAGGGAAACAAGACCGCCGUGCGCCUUCUACUUGAGCACAGGAGUAAGGCCGAGAUAGAUCACAAAGAUCGACAAGGCAGAACGUCUCUCUGCUGGGCAUCUAUGACCGACCAGGUGGAGGUAGUCAAGAUUUUGACAGAAGAUGGGGCCGACCCAUUUCCUCGCGACACUUCUGAGCGUACUCCAUUGAUAUGGGCAGCCAUGCGGGGUCACUUAGAGGUUGUGAAGUAUUUAUGCGGGCAGGCAUCGCAAAGAGACCCGUCACAAAUUGAUGCUAAGGAUAUAGAAUCCCGUACGCCGCUUUCAUGGGCUGUUCGGAAUAAUCACGAGGAGAUUGUGAAAGUUUUACUGGGUCAUGGCUCGGAUAUAAAGAGUAGGGAUAGCGAGGGUCAAAUUCCGCUCUUUAUUGCGGCUCAAAAUUGCAAUGUGAAGAUUUGCAAGCUUUUGGUUGGGAGGAAUAGGGUUUAUGUGGAGGAUGAUGGUUAUGAUUUCGAGAGAAUCUUGCAGUUGAGUGAUGAGGAUUCUUAG